This is a messenger RNA of Monosiga brevicollis MX1, 714 nucleotides long. RefSeq lists its product as uncharacterized. The transcript is spliced from 4 exons. Bases 1 to 714 code for a protein of 237 amino acids. Gene Ontology annotation, cellular component: membrane. Lineage: Eukaryota; Choanoflagellata; Craspedida; Salpingoecidae. The record is from RefSeq and is a predicted model, not a curated record.
AUGGCCAAAAAGGGUUGCCAUUUGUGCACGCACUUGCUGUACAGCCUCUGCCUCCUCAUUUCUGCCGUGGCAGCGGUACUUGCGGCCGCCACCCCUUUCUGGAUUAAGUCGGCUGAGGCGUUCCCCGACAACAACAGCACCUAUGCCUGCGGCGUGUUUACCGAGUGCACCGAUGCCUCAGACACCCAAUGCGACAUUGACCCCUAUGGCGAGGACCUCGAUGCAAUUCCCAUCAACAACUGGCGCAUCGCCGCCGUUUUCCUUGGCAUCGCCAUGGCCAUCCUCUGGCUCUCCUGGAUCAUCUCCCUCAUCACCUGCCUCUUCUGCUACAAAUGCACCAAGCUGCAAGCCCCCAUGAUUCUCGUCGCCACGCUGUGUCUUUUUGCGGCCAUCAUGGCCUUUUCCGCUGGUAUGGAAGAAACGCGCAGCCCCAUCAACGGCGAACCCGCCAACAGCGAGGUGCACUGCUAUUGUGGCCUCAACGUGGAUCGCUUCGAGCUUGGCGAUUGCACCUUUGGUUCGUCUCGCAUGGCAUGGCCCUUGCUGUACGAGCGCCCAUUUACCUGGUUGGCCUCGAUUCCUGCUCACAUGUUGCUCAUACCCACAGGAUACGGCGCAAACCUCGUCAUUGCCGCCACCGUCGUUACCUUUUUCACGACAUGCUUGGCUUACAAGGUCAAGGACAUGGACGACGAGAAGGGCCUCUAUGUUUAA